Messenger RNA from Pseudoliparis swirei, 3039 nucleotides. Its product is annotated as adapter molecule crk-like. The coding region runs from base 294 to 1244 and encodes 316 amino acids. The transcript has 3 exons. Lineage: Eukaryota; Metazoa; Chordata; Actinopteri; Perciformes; Liparidae. Gene Ontology annotation, molecular function: protein binding. The record is from RefSeq and is a predicted model, not a curated record.
UUCCCUAGAUCCGCCAUUUCAGUCCCGGAGUUUCUUGUUGCACAUUAGUUUUGAAUUUAUUCUUUUGCUAUUUUAACGUUUUAGCAGUCGAGCCUUCGCUCUUGUGGCGUCGCGCGAGUUCCGUCGUCUUAAACGCCCUGAAAUUAGUCGUGGAAGUUUCAACAACGGUGGUAUUAGAGCGGGGUUUUCAUUUUCUUCACGGGGAACGUUAGUCAACCAAAGUUUUUGUAUGAGUUGCGGAUAGGGAGAGGCGGCGGGGAAAGGCCUCAAGCCUCGGACGGGAUUUCACAGCCAUGGCCGGUAAUUUUGAUGCCGAAGACCGCUCGAGCUGGUACUGGGGGAGGCUCAGUCGCCAGGAAGCGGUUUCUCUUCUCCAGGGGCAGAGGCACGGCGUGUUCCUGGUGAGGGACUCGAUCACCAGCCCCGGGGACUACGUGCUGUCCGUGUCGGAGAACUCCAAAGUGUCCCAUUAUAUAAUCAACAGCAUCAGUAACAACCGGCAAUCUGGCUCAGGUUUGGCUCCCCCUCAGUUUCGGAUUGGGGAUCAGGAGUUUGAGGCGCUGCCGGCCCUGCUGGAGUUUUAUAAGAUCCACUACCUGGACACCACCACACUCAUCGAGCCCAUAAACAAGGCCAAGCACACCGGAUUCGUCAGCACCUCGGCGGUCGGCGUCCCACUGGACGAGGCAGAGUUCGUACGAGCGCUAUUUGACUUCCCCGGUAACGACGAGGAGGACCUCCCCUUCCGCAGGGGCGACAUCCUGCGGGUGCUGGAGAAGCCAGAGGAUCAGUGGUGGAACGCGGCGAACCAGGAGGGCCGAGCCGGGAUGAUCCCCGUGCCCUACGUGGAGAAGUACCGGCCCGCCUCGCCCGCCGCCGGCCUGGGUUCCCCUGUUGUAGGGAGUGGACCGGGGGUGCAGGCGGGGGGGGUGGUGGGCAGCACAGACGCAACGGGGGCCCCUCAGACAAACCCUCUGGGGGACCCUGGCCAGUAUGCUCAACCUGUGGCCAAUGCCCAGCUCCCGAACCUGCAGAACGGUCCCGUCUAUGCCCGAGCCAUUCAGAAGAGGGUGCCCAACGCCUACGACAAGACGGCGCUCUCUCUGGAGGUGGGCGACACGGUGAAAGUGACCAAGAUCAACGUGAACGGCCAGUGGGAGGGUGAGUGCAAGGGCAAACAAGGCCACUUUCCCUUCACCCACGUCCGGCUGCUGGAACAACACCAUCCCGACGACGAGAGCUGAGAACCGCUCCCCCUCCCCCGCUCCCCCUCCAUCACUUCGACCGUGUCCAGCACACCCCUUCUCUUUCGGUCGUUACGUCAUGCUCUGAAAGAAAAGGAUUUAUACAAGCACACAAUAUAUGAACCUAUGAGCUCAACCCGAGACGUGCCGGUCGAUCUCGCCUGCUGUCAUUUUGAAGAGUUUACACUACGGUCAGACUGAUAUCGGUUCGCCUAUAUAAGCUUCGUUUGUGAAGUCGGUGUGUCGCACACGCUGCCGUUGUCGGCCCCUUGCUUGACUACUUCUCUGAAACCAACAAAUUAAAUAUAGCUAUCAUUAAGAUAAAUGGCAGCCUUUAUCGGUUUAGUAUUUAUUCACCUAACAUUUGGCUUCCAAUAACUCCAGAGCUGUUUAAUUGCUUUUCUGUUUGUUUAUCCGAAGCAUGUAGCAGCUAGACACUGUUUUAAGGGGCUUACACACCUAAAUAUCUUAAUAGUGAAGGUUUGAAAAUUGUACUUUGUUUCCUUCUGCCAUGUAUUUUAGCAAGUCAUUAGAAAGUGUAAGGGCAACACUAACUAUUCCCUUGUAAUGUUGCAGCACAAGACUCGCUCCAUCCUGUUUCUGUCCAUCAUGCGUUCACCUUUUUUUAUUCCAGUUGCAGUCUCAACUAAUAAUGCUUAUAAUCCAGACUUGCAGUUAGCGAUUGAUUUUUCCUUGUGGGCCCAUGUAGCGCUGACGAUGCAGUCAUCAGAACUGUCCAAUCAAUGAGUUCCCUGUCAGUCCACUUCAUGUCUCCGGUCUUUGUGCUCACCCCGUGUAAUGGAGCCAUGUCUCGAUCGCGGCCGCUAAACAUAAAAUAUUCAGUCAUUUUUGGAUGGAAGAGAAGGCAGAUAUUCAUCUUAAAUGACCAAUUAAAUAUUGGCUAAAUGUCAGUUUCCAUCCAUAACAGGCAGAACAAGGCGACAGUCACCGAUAUCAGUCGAACCGUUGUUUACCCAUCUCCAGCCCAGUAUUGAAGUCUGCACACCCGCUCUGCCCUUCCUGUGUUUCCCGCUGCAUUUGAUUCAUACAGAAGGGAAAAAUCAAUUGCACAUCGGAGACAAAACACUCGGCUUCUCGCACAGAAUCAUGAAUCAGUGAGUUUUUGUAGUGCCAGACUGUGAACCUCGGGAGUGAAACGAGCAAAGACUUUUCCUGAUGACUCCGUCUUGUGGAGAAGACUACUUCACCAACUUACGACAUCCCACACUACACACAAAGUUGUUGUCUUUUUUUUUUUUUUAUGUACCAAAAGUGGAAAAUAUUGUGACAGAAUUGACUCGCUGUCUCUCGACACACCGUACAUGCGAAAUACUGUUGGUUCUCUUUAACUGUUUGUUACCAGAGAUGCAUCCAGUGUGUUAUGUUCCUCUUCGAAAACACUAUUCAGCGCCAGCAUGGAUGACUUCAUGUGAAACGUUGUAAAAGAACAAAAUGAGAGCCCUUUCCAGGAGGAAGAAGAGAUACUCUGAGGCUGUUUUUAAAAGAUGAGGAAAAAAAGUCGAGGGAUUUUAUUUUUGUCUUCCAGCAGGGUUUUUAUGACAUUGUCAUUCCGAGAUGCUAUUGAGAUAAAAGCCACCUUAAAAACACUAAAUCCUCUUGCAUUUGUUGUUGUUGUAUAACUGCUAAAAAAACCCCAGACGUGUCACACUGUCAUUUCUUGUGCCAUGAAUUGUUUCCCGUCUGCCACAUUGACUCCACAUGCUAUUAUUACAUAAAAAAGCUUUUUAUAAACACUGAGCUUUAUGUCGGUAUGAAAAUAAACCAUUUAAUGGUC